Lachancea meyersii CBS 8951 is the source of this 1647-nucleotide messenger RNA. NCBI's taxonomy places the organism in Eukaryota, Fungi, Ascomycota, Saccharomycetes, Saccharomycetales, Saccharomycetaceae. The record is from the annotation of a GenBank genome assembly.
AUGGAUGAGACAGUUCGUAGAUCUUCUCGUAGUAAUAAAGGCACGAAUCAGUACUUGGAGCGGCAAAGACAAGCCGAAUUAGAAUACAUCAACGCCAGAAAGGUGCAUCAAGAAGAUGCCAAGGAUAGUGGUGAAGGCGAUGAGGUAGUCAAGUGCCUGGUUUGUGGUACAACCGAUGAGAACUACGAUGAAGACAACGAUCCACAUGGCGACAUGAUUCAAUGUGAUACCUGUAACACUUGGCAGCAUAUAAAAUGCAUGACAGGGAAGGAGAAUGCGGAGGAGAUUGAGCGGUACGAUUGCAGCCUGUGCUCACCGUCCUUAUACCCAAACUUGACGUAUGCUAUUGAUCCUGCUUCUUACAAAGCCAAAAAAGCCAAAAAAGUACACAGUGUGGGCGAAGAUGAAGACGACUACGCCAAUGACGGGCUGGAAAGCUUGCCUGUGGAAAAUGACGAAGAGGAAAUCAAACGCCCCACAAAGCGAAGGAGGAGCGGUAUCUCAAAAGUCGUAGACAACAAGAGCCAGGAUUCAAAGCUGAGAGAGAGCGCUUCGAGGAUGUUUAAAGACUUAUUUGUCAGGUACAUUAUACCAGACACCAUCGCAGCGCGGACAUUUCAAUUGCCGCCGGACGACACAGUCGAAAGCCGUGCAGACUUACUUUCGAGCGAGCUUGAGCAGGAGCUUCACGCUGCGAGCUAUAGCAAUGAGGUGGGCAAGUUGAAUGAUAUGUACAAGGAGAAAGUGAGAGUUCUAUUCUCGAAUUUGAAAGACCAGAAGAACAUUGACAUGAAAACGCUUGUUGUAAACAAGGUGCUACCUUUUAGCAAACUUGUAAGGAUGUCUGUAAACGAACUUAUCAAUCCUGAUCUCCAGCACUUUAGGGAAAAGGUAGACCACGAAGCACUUGAUCAACUGAUAGUGGAGCAGCCCCAUAAGCCCAUGUACCACAAAACCCAUAAGGGGGAGGAACUCAUAGAAGAUCCUAACGCUUACGAGCCGGAAGACAUGAUAUUCAAUAGAGAUCUUUUAGCCGCGAAGUUAAAGCAGGAUGCAGAGAACAGCAAUAGUGCACAGCAUAGCGAUGCCACGAAUGGGGAAAAUGGGGAAGAUUCUAACGGCGGCACUCUCAAUUCAGGCGAACAUUCGCCCUCGACCAAAAGUCCAUCAGUGGGUGAAUUGUGGUCAUGUAGUGUCGAGUACAAGGAUAUCCAAACGAAAUUCUCUGGGGAGAUCAAGUUUCUGGCCUCAUCACAACAGAUCAGCAAUACAGUAAGACGUGAUGCCAUUGGCGACGGGGCUUUCGUGGUGGAAGGCAGAUUGAAAGACGAAGAUGCCGAGGGCUACAUCGAGCAAAUGUGCAAAACCAGAACGUUUCUGGCUUAUUUGCUGAAGCCACAUGCUAAUAGUCAUGACUCCCAGCAAUUCGAGGCGCUUUACGAAUUUUUGGCGAGCAGGCAACGUUAUGGAGCGCUCAAAGCCAAGAGACAAUAUGUACGGCAUGUCUACGUGAUUCCCUACUCGCAGGACCAGCAUCUGGGGGUUUUCAAACACAUGCAGUUGCCAGAGGACGAAAAAGAUCUCAUAGCAGGAAAUUGUCUGGUGGUGGUGGCCAUAGUCAGGCCUGACAUGUUAGAUGUUACAUAA